Molecule: messenger RNA, 813 nt
Organism: Elaeis guineensis (African oil palm)
Lineage: Eukaryota; Viridiplantae; Streptophyta; Magnoliopsida; Arecales; Arecaceae
Product: THO complex subunit 4A
Biological process (GO): mRNA export from nucleus
Cellular component (GO): nucleus
Molecular function (GO): mRNA binding
Source: RefSeq, a predicted model, not a curated record
UAGGUUAUUCUGAGCACGGGAACACGGUCUAAUUCACUCCGUUUCGGUUCCCUACGUUCGCUCCCUUUCUUUCUGGUUCCCACUCUCAUACCCGGGCCCUUUCCCCCUUGCUCUUCCCAGCCCCUUCCUCUCUGCUGGAAACCCUAGUUCCCCUAAUCUCCUCUCCUCCCAAAUCCACCGCCUCCUCCUCGAAAACCUAUUUGCCCGAUCCCAUCUCCCUCUUUGCGAUUCCGCCGACAUGUCGAGCGCCUUGGACAUGUCUCUCGAUGAAAUCAUCAAGAAGAACAAGAUGUCUUCCGCCGGGAAUUUCCGCGGCCGGGGACGAGGAUCCGGCCUCCGCCCCGGCCCCGGUCCCGCCCGACGCUUCCCCAGCCGCUCCGGGAACCGCUCCGCCCCUUAUUCCGUCGGAAAGGCUCCGGAUUCGGCGUGGCAGCACGAUAUGUACUCGGGCCAGAUGGGUGGUUAUCCGGCUCCGGUGGCUAAGGCGUCAGGUAUAGAGACGGGCACCAAGCUCUACAUCUCCAACUUGGACUAUGGGGUCUCGAACGAGGAUAUCAAGGAACUAUUUUCGGAGGUUGGUGAUCUGAAGCGCUAUGCAAUUCAUUAUGAUAGGAGUGGAAGGUCCAAGGGAACAGCAGAAGUUUUCUUCUCAAGGCGAGGAGAUGCUUUAGCAGCUGUAAAAAGAUACAACAAUGUGCAACUUGAUGGCAAGCCAAUGGAAAUAGAGAUUGUAGGAACAAACAUCCCGAAACCAGCGGCUGUGUCUCAGAUUUCAAGUGGGAGCUACAGAAAACUCAAUGGUGUUUCUAAGAG